AUGUCAACUACCACGGAGCAUAGCAACGAAGCGGAGGAGAGGCUGUUAUCUUCUCGGUCUAGUAGCUAUGACGACGACAUACUAGAGGAAAUUGCGUCCAAGCAAGUAUUGAACCAUUAUCCGAGACCGUUUCCAUGGAGAAAGGUCUUCCAGGGAGUUGGCUACUCCAUUACCGGAGGCAUUGUGGUUCUUUCAUUUGCUUUGGCGGCAUACUUCAUAGACUCACCCGCGAAAAUGUCCACAAUCGUCUCAGAGUGGAGUGUCAUCGACAGUGGGCAGACCUUUCGCGCCUGGGAGCCCUCUUCAGCCUGCGGAAACACGCCUGCCGAAGCCCGCGAAGCAGGUUGCAUCUACGACGAUGUCUUGCUCCACUGGAUGCCGACACAAUGCUCUUCUCCCGAGCUCAUUGACGAGUUUGAGCAUGUAUGGCCAUGGGAGUUCUUUGAGGACCAAAACGCCACAAAGCCAGUCACUCUACCGCAAGUCAUGGAAGGCACGCAAGACAUAAAAUGGGUGUCUAUUGAUCUUCACCGGUGGCAUUGCGUUGCAACAUGGAAGAUUCUUAGUAGCGCCGCACGAUGGAAAACGACGGUACCGGCUUAUGCUAUCAACUGGAAUCACUCCACACACUGUGCUGAUCAUGUGUUGAUCAACAUGCAUACCGAAGACCCUUUCGCCAUUAACUCACAUCUCGACAUUGAGUACACUCCUUGUGUGAUACUAGCUGUGGAUAGAUCACUGGAGAGGGCAAGGGAAUGGUGA
This is a messenger RNA of Colletotrichum phormii, 762 nucleotides long. RefSeq lists its product as uncharacterized. The record is from RefSeq and is a predicted model, not a curated record. Lineage: Eukaryota; Fungi; Ascomycota; Sordariomycetes; Glomerellales; Glomerellaceae. The transcript has a single exon. The coding region runs from base 1 to 762 and encodes 253 amino acids.